AACAGCGCUAGCGGAAACGUCAUGAAGUGACAGCAGACAGCAGCAGCAGCAGCUCGCGGUGAGUUGAGCGCUGCAGCCGCCCCGUUUCCCCUUCGAGCACCGAGGCGGAUAUUGCAGCGAGCGAUCGGACGAAAUCCAGUGUCCGUGUGGUCGAUCAGACCUCCGAUUCCCGGCCCAGCCAUGGACGAGCAGGCGGGCCCCGGUGUGUUCUUCAACAACAACAACAACUCGGUUCUUCCCGGCGGAGCGAAAGCGCCACAACCGGGCGACGGCGGCGGCGGCGGCGGAGGAGGAGAGACGGCCCGCGCUCAGUACAGUAUUCCGGGGAUUUUACACUUUCUGCAGCACGAGUGGGCCCGAUUUGAGGUGGAACGAGCGCAAUGGGAGGUGGAGCGGGCCGAACUGCAGGCCCAGAUUGCGUUCCUGCAGGGCGAGAGGAAAGGCCAGGAAAACCUGAAGAAGGACCUGGUGAGACGGAUAAAGAUGCUGGAAUACGCUCUCAAACAGGAGCGGGCCAAAUACCACAAGCUGAAGUACGGGACGGAGCUCAACCAGGGGGACAUGAAGCCGCCCAGCUACGACUCAGAUGAGGGCAAUGAGAACGAGGCUCUUCCUGAACCACCCAACAGUCAGCUGAGCUGGAAACAGGGACGACAACUGCUGAGACAGUACCUGCAGGAGGUGGGAUACACCGACACCAUCCUGGAUGUGAAGUCCCAGCGGGUCAAAGCGCUGCUCGGUCUGGCUGGAGACAGCGGAGAGAGACCCGGAGACAAGAGGACCGAGCCCAUGGUGAACGGGACCGAACCGUCCUCGCUGAAGGACAGCACCACCACCAUGAUCGGUAAAGCGGAGAUAUCAGACUCCGCCACGGUGCUGGAAGCCUUUAAAUUCAUUGAGAAAGCUGCGGCGGAGUUCAGCGACGAAGACGAAGAUGACGACAGCGAGGGACAGAACAAGACCAUCAUGGACCUCACCACCAUGGUGAGGAGGAAGGUGUCUCCGUCUCCCUCCUCUUCCUCAGCUGAUAUGAGCGAUGACUUGGACACGGAGGAGGUUCUUAAGGGCUUCGACUUCCUGGCCAACAGUGAGGACAUGGAGGGCCCGUCCGAAACAACGUCCUCUGGAGAUCGAGCCGACUGGGAAAAGGAAGAGCAGAGCCCCUUGUCUGAGUCCUGGGACGUGGAUGAGGGUCUGAUCUCUAAACUCAAGGAACAGUACAAGAAGGAGCGCAAGGGCAAGAAAGGGGUGAAGAGGCCGAACCGCUGUAAACUGCAGGACAUGUUGGCUAACCUGCGUGACGCGGAGGAUCUGUCGUCCAUCCAGCCGCCGGUGGCUCCUCCCGUCCGUCCCAGCCUGCCCCGCCUCAACGAGCAUCCGCUGGGCCGCACCGACGAGGUCGAAGCCCUGACGUUCCCUCCGUCCUCGGGAAAGUCCUUCAUCAUGGGGACGGACGAGACGCUGGAGAGCGAACUGGGUCUGGGAGAGCUGGCCGGACUCACCGUGGCCAACGAGGCCGAGAAUCUGUCCUACGACAUCACUAAUAAUAAAGACGCCCUGAGGAAGACGUGGAACCCCAAGUUCACGCUCCGAAACCACUUCGAUUCCAUCCGCGGUCUCGCGUUUCACCCCGUCGAGCCGGUUCUGGUCACCGCGUCUGAAGAUCACACGCUGAAAAUGUGGAACUUGCAGAAAACAGCACCAACCAAGAAGUGCGCCGCUCUGGAUGUGGAGCCCAUCUACACGUUUAGGGCUCACAGGGGUCCGGUUCUGUGUGUGGUGAUGAGCUCCAGUGGUGAUCAGUGUUUCAGCGGCGGUUUGGACGGGACCAUUCAGUGCUGGAACACACCGAACCCCAACAUCGACCCGUACGACUCGUACGAGCCGUCGGUGCUGCGGGGGGCUCUGUCCGGACACACGGAUGCGGUCUGGGGUUUGGUUUACAGCUCGGCUCAUCACAGACUGCUGUCCUGCUCCGGCGACGGGACGGUGAGGCUGUGGAGCGCGGCGGAUACGACGCCCGCCAUCGCCGUCUUCAACGAGAACAAAGAGCUGGGCGUCCCGUCGUCGGUGGAUCUGGUUUGCAGUGAUCCGGCUCACAUGGUCACGGCCUUCACUAACGGCAGGAUGGGCAUCUUCAACAUGGAGACCCGACAGCUGGUGCUGGAGCUCGAGUCGCAAGCGGCUGGAAAACCCGAUGCACCGUGUCAGAUUAAUAAAGUUCUCAGUCACCCGACGCUGCCCAUCACCAUCACAGCACAGGAGGACCGACACAUCCGAUUCUUCGACAACAACACAGGCAAGUUGAUUCACUCUAUGGUCGCUCAUCUGGACGCUGUCACCAGUCUUGCGGUGGAUCCCAACGGCCUCUAUCUGAUGUCUGGUAGUCACGACUGCUCGGUGCGUCUGUGGAACAUGGAGAGCAAGACGUGCAUCCAGGAGUUCACGGCUCACAGGAAGAAGUUCGACGAGUCCAUCAACGACGUGGCGUUCCACCCCACCAAGUGCUACAUCGGCAGCGCGGGAGCCGACGCCCUCGCCAAAGUCUUCGUAUGACCUUCGACCUCCGACCAAAACCGCUUCCACAAACUGAUGCGCGGCGAGGCCUGAACACGGACCCCGAACGGGACGGCGGGGGCCGAGACCGAGCCGCGCUCUGCUCUGAUGAUCCGGGCAGGCCUGGGUGCUCGAGGGGAAGUCAACAAACACGGAGGACAAACGCCAGAGGAACCUCCGAACACCUCCUCCUCCGUUCAGCCUCACGGGAAGCUGAGCGCUUCCCACACUUCUGCAGUCUUAGUUCUCCUUGAGUUUCUCCUCUCUCUGGUUUUGCCGUCUUGCGUUCGCUCCUUUUUUAACGACGUGCCUUUUGCUUCAAAGAAACGCGGAUUCUCUUCACGGGGGGGGAAACGAAACCCCGUCGAUGUUUUAAACUCAAAUUAUCCGGACGGAAAGUAAAGUUCGGUCUUUGAAAAUUCAAACGCAUUGAAUUUAAAGACUCAAAUUCUCACGAAUAAUGAAUUCAAAUUGUACAUAUAAUGUGAAAAUAAGUCUUGCAGCUCAGAAAAAGUACUAAAUUUGUAUGUUUGUGUCCAGGUAUAAACCGAUCGCCAUCCGGCUCAUUUCACCCCGAAAUCAAGAAAACGAAGCCGAACCGUCGGAUCUAAAAACAGGCUUGGUUUUCUUUCAUUUCUUUGUGAUUUCGCGGCGAAACGCACCCCGGAUGAUGAUCGGAGCACCAACUGGAAACGCUCCAAAGCCGUUGACCAUCAGGACGUCUCGAUUUAGUGCUACGUUGAAUAUUUAAGCUGUUCUUUUCCGGAUCCAGUGUGAAUUCAUCUCAGCAUUGUGAUGUACCAACAAACACGGAGACGAAAAUCUCGACCGUUUGACUAGAUUUAGAGCCGUUUCUGAAUAUUCGUCAAAGUGAUGAUGCUCAAAAGUCUUAUAAGUGUUGCGGUUUUUGACAAGCUGUACUUAAAGUACGAUGAUUCGGAAGUCUAUAUUUGUCUGAGAUCUGUUGUAAUGUUUAUUUAUUUUUUGGCCUUUUCAUACGUUUCGCCUGUAAUGCCAAACGCGUUAGGAUUUCGCUUCGGGAAGGGACGUCGCGUACGUAAACGGCGCUUCGUCCGGUUCCUCUGACGUCGGUAUCGCUCACUCAUCCUCACCUUCUCUACCUGCACAGGUGGUGGUUUGUGUAUUAGCUGAAAAUGAUUUGAAAUCUAUUUUAUAUGUGAUCGUUUGAAGCGGAUACUAGUGUUUUUUUAUCAUUGUGCGACUGGUGACCGAGGUUGCAAAUGGAUCGUAACCCCAGGUUUUUUUUUUUAUUAUUUUGUUUGAAACUCUUCUGGUUUAUUUGAAUUCGUCUGUGAUUACUUGAACUAUCUCGGCGUGCGUGUGCGGGUCUGCGUGUUUUUAACUGCUAGGAUAGAGAUUUUCUGCUUUUAUCGGGAAUCGUUUGCCUUUAACUGAUGACAUGAGCACUACAGGACGAGCGGAGUGUUUGUGCGUUUCCUUCAGGUCUGUGAAAAAAAAGUGACGCGAGUUUGCUACUCUACCAAAUGGUGAUAAAGGACUAGUUUAGACAAACAUGAAAGCACUCACUGUUUACUCACCCUCAUGUGGAAGCUGUGGAAGUCAUUGCCAUUUCUUUCUUUUUUUUUUGCCAUGAUUACAAAAAUUAAAUAUUGUUUAUUGUGACUUUUUAUAUCACUAAACUUUUUCUCAGAAUUUUGAGUUUACAUCUUUUUUUUUUUUUUGACCACAGAAUAAAAUUAAAAAGGUUAUUGCAUUUUUUUAUAUUUUUUUUUUUUUCGCAAUUCUGAGUUUAUAUCUUACGGUUUGGACUUUUUAGAAUUGCAAAAUCUAAAAUCAUGAGAUAAAAAGUACAAUUACCUUUUUUAUUUUUUAUUCUGUAGUGGAAAUUUAAAAACUAAAUGGCAAGAUGUAAACUCUACAUUCAGAGGAAAAAGUCAGCAUUGGGAGAUAAAAAGUUGCAAUUAUCUUUUUAAUUAAUUUUUUUUUUAUUCUGUGGCCAAAAAAAGAACAGAGUUCUGAGGAAAAGUUCAACCAUCAGAAUUCAAGGUUAUUGAGUUUAUUUAUUGCCAAUCUGAGUUUAUAUCUCACAAUUCAGAUUUUUUUUUCAGAUUUGUUCUCAGACUUAAAAAAUAAAAAAAUACCUACAGGAUUGCAAGAUGUAAACAUAUAAACAAUUGUGAGGAAAAUUGCAAAUGUUUAUCCAGUAUUUCAGAGUUUAUAUAUUUUGAGUUGCAACUUGCAAUAAACUCACAAUUCUGAGGAAAAACUGUCAGAAUUGCGAGUUUACGUCUCGCAUUUUUUUUUUUUUUUUUUUUUUUUUUUAAUUGAGUUUAUGUUGCAGUUCUUAGAUUUUAUAUCUCACAAUUAAGACUUUUCUUUCUCAGAUUUCUGAGAUUAUAGUUAAAUCAUAUUUAAUUGUAUUUAAAUUCUGUGCCGGAAAACUUAGAAUUGUGAGUAAAAUUGCAAAAUCAUAUCCCACAAUUCUGGGUUUAUACAUUAGAAAUUUAUAUUAAACUCAGAAUUGCAAGAUAUAAUAUCGCACUUCUGAGAAAAAAAAGUCAGAAAUAUUUGUCUAAGAAAUGCGAGUUUAUAUCGCAGUUCUGAGAUUUUAUAUCUCACAAUUACGACUUUUUUUCAGAUUUCUAAGUUUAUAUCUAAACUGUGAUUAAAAAGUGGCAAAUAUUUUUUAUUUUUAUUCUGUGGUGGAAAUUUAAAAACUAAAUUGAGAUGUAACCCCAAAAGUGACUUUUUUUUUUUGUUCUGUGGCCAAAAAAAUAAAUAAAGUAGUAAGAUGUAAAAACAGUAUUCUGAGAAAAAAAAAAUCAGUCAUCAGAAUGCACGAAAAAUUGCAAUUAUUGAGUUUAUUUCUUGCAAUUCUGAGUCUGACUUUUUGUUCUCAGACUUGCUAGUUUGUAUCUGAAUUGCAAAAUAAAUGACCUUUUUUACAUGUUUAUUCUGUGGUGGAAAAGAAAAAAAAGAAUUGUGAGAGCUAAACUCAGAAUUCUCAGGAAAAAAGGUCAGAAUUGCAAGAUGUAAAUUUACCAUUGCAGGGAAAAUUGUGAAUUUAUAAAGCCAGAGUUGUUCGUUUGUCUCGCAAUUCUGACAUUUUUCUAGGAAUGUAUGAGUUUAUAUUCUUCGCAAUUCUGAGAUUUUGUAUCUUGCAAUUAUGACUUUUUCUCAGAUUUCUAAAUUUAUGUCUAAAUUGUGAGAUAAAAAAGUGUCAAUUACCCCUUUUUUUUUUUUUUUUUUUUUUUUUUUUAUUUAUUCUGUCCUAGCAAUUCUGAAUUCCAAGAAAAAAAGUCAAAAUUGUUCGUUUGUCUCACAAUUCUGACAUUUUUCUCAGAUUUCCAAAUUUAUAUCUAAAUUGUGAGAUUCAAAAGACAAAAAUUGCGAGAGCCAAACACAGAAAAACACAGGAAAAAGAAAAGGGUCCGAAUUGCGAGAUGUAAAUUUAGCAUUGCAGGGAAAAUUGUGAAUUUUUUUAUUUUAUUUAAAAUAUAAUCUCACAAUUCUGAAAAGAAAGUCUCACAUUUCUGACCUUUUUUUUUUUCUAAAAAUUGUUUAUAUUGCUAUUCUGAGAUUUUAUAUCUCACAAUUAAGAUUUCUCAGAUUUCCACGUUUAUGUCUUAAUUGUGUGAAAAAAUUGGCAAUUGAAAAACGGCCUUUGUCGGAUGACAUUUACCUGUUGGUGUUUCAUGGAGAGAGAAAAAAACAGGAUUUGAUCGACACGAUGGUGAUUAAACAGUUGUUGUUUUUUUCAUUUUUGCGUUCUGUUCCUUUAAAUCCGAGGCGCGUUUGACGUUAAUCUCGCGCACAGAGCGCUGGUUUGGGACGUUGCUAGGGAAGCGUGUGCGUGCGUGCGCGUCCGUGUUUUCGUACUAGUAAAUAUAUUUUCUGAUUUCGUUCAUUUUGGUGCGUAUUAAUUUUAGAUAUAUAAGACAAAAUCUCAAUAUGUAUAGUUUUAAAGUAUUGAUCAACAGUCUAUUUAUGAACCAGAACACAGUGUAUAUUAACCUGCGAAGCUAACAGUGAAGAUUAACCGAUAUUUGUGAUACUAGUUGUGCGGGAGAGUUUAGUUCGCGCCACCUGCUGGUCAGAGAUGGGAACUGUACAGCUGACUCGGCUACUGAAGAUACUAAAGUGCUAUUUGGUUGUUUGGUUACUGAUCGAUUGACGUGCUUGCCGGAAACAUCGGAGUAUUGGGGGGGAAUGUUGAUGCGGUGUGAUUGGACGAUCGGACGAUGACGUCACGACGGGACGCGCCUGUAUAGAGCUGUCACUCAACUUUUAACCUUUUGGUUGUAUAGAGAGAGAGAGAGAGAGAUUGUUUGGAAAGAUCGUGUUAAUAAAUGCUAUACUCCUCUUGUACAUAUUUUAUUAUUGAUAUUACAGUUUAUUCUUGAUUUUCUCGUUGUAUUCUCUUUUUAUCCUCAGAUGGACAUUUAUCAAUAUAAUACAAUAAUAAAAGAAUAUGUUGUAUUUCA
Molecule: messenger RNA, 7022 nt
Organism: Labeo rohita (rohu)
Lineage: Eukaryota; Metazoa; Chordata; Actinopteri; Cypriniformes; Cyprinidae
Gene: strn
Product: striatin, calmodulin binding protein
Exons: 18
Coding region: 181-2556 (791 amino acids)
Cellular component (GO): dendrite
Molecular function (GO): protein-containing complex binding; protein phosphatase 2A binding; armadillo repeat domain binding
Source: RefSeq, a predicted model, not a curated record